AUGGCAACUAUAGGAAGGAUCCAUCAUGUAAAUGUAGUCCAACUUGUUGGAUAUCGUGCUGAAAGAUCAAAGCGCGCCCUUAUUUUUUAUUUCAUGCAAAAUGGUUCCCUUGAUAAGUAUGUCUUCAAUCGAGAAAAAGCAUCUUCAUUGGGUUGGGAAAUGAAAUUUAAAAUUGCAGUUGAAGUGGCUCGGGGGAUCAGGUAUUUGCACCAUGGUUGUGACAUCCAGAUCUUGCACUUUGACAUCAAACCUCACAAUAUUCUUCUUGAUGAUAAGUUCGUCCCAAAAAUAUCUGAUUUCGGGAUGGCAAAAUUAUGCGCUGCAAACAAGGAGGCAGUGACAUUGACGACUGCAGAGGAGCCAUUGGGUAUGUUGCUCCUGAACUUAUCAGUAGAAGCAUUGGCGCAGUGUCUUACAAGGCUGAUGUGCAUAUUUUUGGGAGUUGUUGAUGGAAAUGUUAAACUUAAACGAAGACUUGACAAGGAACAAUGA
This is a messenger RNA of Salvia splendens (bonfire salvia), 492 nucleotides long. RefSeq names its product rust resistance kinase Lr10-like. Lineage: Eukaryota; Viridiplantae; Streptophyta; Magnoliopsida; Lamiales; Lamiaceae. The record is from RefSeq and is a predicted model, not a curated record. Gene Ontology annotation, biological process: protein phosphorylation. Gene Ontology annotation, molecular function: ATP binding; protein tyrosine kinase activity. The coding region runs from base 1 to 492 and encodes 163 amino acids. The transcript has a single exon.